This is a messenger RNA of Cucumis sativus (cucumber), 1168 nucleotides long. Its product is annotated as photosystem II 22 kDa protein, chloroplastic. The record is from RefSeq and is a predicted model, not a curated record. The coding region runs from base 169 to 987 and encodes 272 amino acids. Lineage: Eukaryota; Viridiplantae; Streptophyta; Magnoliopsida; Cucurbitales; Cucurbitaceae. The transcript has 4 exons.
CCAAAUCCACACGCACAAUCUCCUCUCUUCCCUUCCACCAUACACUUUCAAAAUCCCACUCUUCUUCUUCUUCAUAAAAACCCAUAUAUCCAUGAAUUAGUUACCUUAAGUUUUUCCUUUUCAAUAAACAAACAGCUCUGCUAAAAACACCUUUCUUCCACCAUUUCCAUGGCGGCUCAAACCAUGCUCCUCACUUCUGGUGUGUGCGUCGGCCAUGGUGUGUGUCUCAAAAGAGAAUUGAGCCUUAGACCUAACUACACCCAAUUCACUCGUCUUUUUUUCAACCCUCUGCCGUCCCACUCUGUUUCUUUGCCGCCGCGUGGCUUCACCACUCUUGCUGUGUUUAAGUCUAGAACUAAAGCCCCGCCCAAGAAGGUUGAGAAGCCGAAGCAGAAGGUUGAAGAUGGAAUUUUUGGGACUUCUGGUGGCAUUGGUUUUACUAAGCAGAAUGAACUCUUCGUCGGCCGUGUUGCCAUGAUCGGCUUUGCUGCAUCAAUUCUAGGAGAAGCGAUCACCGGAAAGGGAAUUCUAGCACAACUCAACUUAGAAACUGGAAUUCCCAUUUACGAGGCCGAGCCUCUUCUUCUCUUCUUCAUCUUAUUCACUCUUCUCGGAGCCAUCGGAGCCCUAGGAGACCGUGGAAAAUUCAUCGACGAUCCUGAACCCGCCACUGGAUUGGAACGCGCCGUCAUUCCUCCCGGGAAGAGCUUCAGAUCCGCCUUAGGUCUCAAAGAAGGAGGUCCGUUGUUCGGAUUCACCAAGGCCAAUGAGCUGUUCGUCGGAAGAUUGGCGCAGCUAGGGUUUGCGUUCUCGUUGAUCGGAGAAAUUAUUACUGGAAAGGGAGCUUUGGCGCAAUUGAACAUCGAGACGGGAGUGCCGAUCAAUGAGAUUGAGCCUCUGGUUUUAUUGAAUGUUGUGUUCUUCUUCAUUGCGGCAGUGAAUCCUGGAACUGGUAAAUUCGUGACGGAUGAAGAAGAUGAUGAAUGAAGAGAUGGAUUGUGCUUUAAUUUUUUGUCUGUACAUGAUGAACUUAGCAAAUCCGUAUGUUCUUCUUCUUCUUCUUCUUCUUCUUCAGGGUUGUUGUGCUAUUAGAACAUUUUUAUUCUGCUUGAGCACUGGAAUCAACGAAAUGGAAGUAACAAACUUUGGGUAGUUAAGUUUAGGCAAA